Lytechinus pictus (painted urchin) is the source of this 5451-nucleotide messenger RNA. Its product is annotated as endosomal/lysosomal proton channel TMEM175-like. The record is from RefSeq and is a predicted model, not a curated record. The coding region runs from base 1451 to 3220 and encodes 589 amino acids. Gene Ontology annotation, molecular function: proton channel activity; potassium channel activity. NCBI's taxonomy places the organism in Eukaryota, Metazoa, Echinodermata, Echinoidea, Temnopleuroida, Toxopneustidae. The transcript is spliced from 21 exons.
CAGAAACAGGUACAUUAACUUCCUGUAUUAGUGGAUUGUGAACGAGUAUUCUUUUUCAGAAACAAAACAGUCUGGACAAUGUGACAGUCUCCAUGUGAUCAUAGACGCCAGGGUUUGUUUUAUGAGAUUAAAACAAAGCAAAUGUGACUCCUAAUUUCUUGUGACAAGUUCACAAUUUGCUGUUUAACACUAUUGCACCAGUACGGCAGUCUGUAAUAACUUUGAGACACGAGUCUAUAUACCAGGCCAACGAAAAGGAAUGAAAUCAAUAACGUGGGUAUGACUUUGUUGCGUGUGUCAAGUUCGCGAGCUGCUGUACGACUUUAUUGAACCAACACAGAUCAUUACGGGUGGGAACUGUACAAUUUCCUGCGUUGACAAGGUAGGCGGGGUAUUGGUGACAGAGACGAUCGCCUUUCUGUUUUGAGUGCUAAUUUUCCGACUUCACACUUCUUGUCAUUCUUCACAGUCUCCAGUUGGUAGUCUCGCUGCCGCUGUUUAGACUCCAAGGGGGCAGCUAAACAAAGUCAACCCGGGAAUUAGUGACAAGAGAACUUUUGCUACGUGAGAUCGUUAUUUAAGGAGGAGCUUCGCGCGGAUUGAUGACUCCACCGCGGUUGGCGGAUGGAUGAAAGGCGCGCGAAAAGAAGGGACCAACAAUUAUUUAGUCAUCGCGAUUACUCGAUGAAUGUGAUCUUCACUUCAUCGUCUACUCUGCCGAUCGCGUCUUAGCUUGCGUCUCCGAAGGCUCGGAUUGCUUCGCAUUAUGACUUCAUAACUGUGAUAUUUUAAGGAAAGUGACAAAUAAACAAUCACUAUUGUUCAACCAGAUUAUGACGAAUGUCUUGUAAACUGCCAAUCAUUGUUUUUUUUUCUUCAAAGGCAUGAUUAGAAUGCGACAGUUUUUAGACAGCUAACUUCACUAAUAUCUUCAGCAUCUUGGAACCCUACAGCUCUCUUGGCGGUUCCCACUGUUCCUGAAAAUUGCACAUCACUCUUGGAUUAUAACGAGAAGAAACAAGGACGUCUUUUUAAGGACCUUAGUAGCUCUAUGUUGUCAAUUAUGUGUCAAAUUACCUUUGGAGGAAAAUGGACUUAACAUUUAUCGGGUCAUCAUGAGCUGAUGUAAGCGGAGUAAUUGUGUUUUGGCUUGUCCGAAAUUUGCCUGGCGCUUCAUCGAAUUUCCUGUCCUCACAUUCUACGAAAACCCCUGUGGAGAGCUGUGUACAAGUCAAUCCAUAUUUCCAAUUCAAGACAUCAGAAGUUUAUUUUCGUUCUUAUUGUGUAAGGAGAUUUAGCAGCUAAAGAAUGUAAAUGCAUUUUCAUUGUGUAUUUGAAUCCCACGCAUUGAUUGACGGAUGUAAUAUUUUUCAGUGACGGAUGUUAUUAUUUUCAAUGAGCAUAACAUUUAGAAACUUCAGGGAUUUCUUGUAAAAACGCAUCUUAAAAAAUGGAGAACAAUAGUCGAAGUGUCGACGGUGAUUUGGAUGACCUCGUCGUCAAAAUGGACGACGAAGGCGAGUUCAAUGCAGAUCGCGACGUCGAAAAGGAUGGCUACGACGACCUCGAUAACGAUGGCGCCGUCGAUGACGCCGACGAGACAGCGCCUGGAUCAACCCCGAUCAGUACUAUCAGCACAAGACGAGAGAUAAACCAACACGACCACGACUGCAUACCGGUGGAGAAAAUUGAAAAUUACACGGACAUGGUCUUCGCGCUUUGUUUGACAGCUUUGAUAUUUCCAUUAGCGACCUCAACGAACCAUUAUGAAGUAGCAGAGGAUUUAAGAGACAUCCUUGCCCAAGAGUUCGCAAACAUCGUGGUUUACGCUGGUUCGUACAUCAUGCUACUAUCGGUAUGGCAACAACAUUGCUGGGUUUUUGCCGGCUUCGAACAGAUAGGGGACACAAUCUCUAUCUUGAAUGUGGUGUUUCUUUUGUGUGUCAGUUCACUGCCGUACUUCGCAUCCUUUAUGGCAUCUCAUCGGAGCACCCCACUCUCUAUGCAGCUUUUUGCGUUCAGUCUCAUGCUCAUUGGGCUCACAAUGGCAGUGAUUGUAGCUUUCGCAUACAGGAAGAAGAAGAUGUUAAUUCGCGAGUUUCGUCAGAGAAGAUAUAAACCUUCGCUUGUGGAGUAUUUGUUAGCCUUUGGUAUUCACUCGUUAUUUUCAGCAUUAGCAGUGGCGGUUUCUCGUCAGAGUGUUCUCGCGUCGUACAUCUUUCUUUUAUUUGUGAUAUUUGCUGGAUCGAGUUCGGCGCUCUGCAUGGCCCUUUAUAAGUACUUGUUCGUUGGUUCUAAGCAGCAUCGUAAGUUAUGGAAGCAGUUCUGGGCUCGGCUCUCAGCCCGACCCCUCCCGAAGACAAGAAUAAUAGCUCUUAUGGAUGGUGUCUUCGCAGUCGUUGGAAUGCUCAUAAUGCUAAAUUUAAUAGGCGAAAUGGCGCCGCAUCACAAACUGGAUGCAUCAAGGAGCUCUCGACCCCUCGACUCUAGGCUCAAAGUCAUCCUGUUUCAGGAAAGAGAAGUUCUCUUGGCCCACGGGGCGGCCUUUGUGUCUACAGGAAUGAUGUGGUACAUACACACCAUGAUUUCUAAUCAAGUCGAAACGAUAAGUAGAUAUAUGAGGAUUGCUUUGCAAUUGAUGAUGAUUAGUCUUGGUCUGACGCCAUACAGCUUUAGGCUUCUCAUCAGAUAUUCAAGAUCAGCAAGAGAAGAGAAAUCAUUACGUGAGAAUGAGGAUACUACAAUUAUGUUUCAUUGUGGCCUUUUGAUUUGUGCUUCGGGAAUGCAACUAAUCUAUUGGAUUUCCGCCCAUUGGAGAAGACACAAGCAUCGCGUUCAUCAGAUCCUAGGGGUACAUCAUGUGAAAUCUUUGACCCUGUUGCUUGUCUUCCCUAUACUCAACUUGACGCUGUUUCUUAUGGUAUUAAAACCAGGAACGGUUACUUCCAUGACAGUAUGGCGGGUUCAGUCUGGUUCGGUGCUUAUUUUCCUGGCUGUAAAAAUGGUGUUCGAAAUUUACACUUAUGUUUCAAGACGAUCUCCACCACCCAAGUAUGAAUCGCAAACCACAAGGGAUGAGGAUCUCGUUAAACUUGAAAGCAAGACAUGCACCUGUGACCGCGCCGCCAUCAAGAAAGCCAAGAAGAGCAUCAAAGACGGGACACGAACUUCUGGCAUCGCUGUAAUAUUCCAAGAUAACCAUGACAACGGUGAAGCGUAAGAAUGACGUCAUCGCGACGGAUUGGGAUCUCCCCUUGUCUUGUCAGCGAGAGCAGUGAACUGGAAGACAAUACGUGUUAACACUUAGCAUACCAGGAAGAAUGGAGCUGUAUUAUGUGUAUAAACAAUGUGCGAUCAACGGAUUUUUCAAAGCGUUUCACUCACUACUGAUGAUACAGCUCUUUUAUAGCGCAUGUCACAUUAUCAUCUGAAGUAUUAUGUGCUUUCAAAGGUAUCUUACUUUGUAUCAUCACCCUGGCUUUAGCCUUUUACAGCGCACAAACAAACCGAGGAAUUGAUUCCCGUUAGGUAGAUAUUCAUCUCACCUGGGUUGAGUGCAGCACAAUGUGAGACAAUUUCUUGCCUAAGGAAUUUCGAGAAAAACCAAUGACAUCGUAAUCAUGAAUAUUGAAAACAAUGCAGCACAUCAAACGUCACUGUGUGACUUUGAGUACGGUUUUGAUCUCAAACGGAUGGAAAGUGGUAGUUACUGUGACGUCAUGAAGGAAAUGGUGGUGCAAGGGAAAGGAGAAAGAUAAACUAUGGAGGAUUGACGGCUUGUUUACAUCUUCUUCAAAGGACUGACUGAUCACCAAUGCCAGACCCACAGACACUUGAAAUGCCCAAUGUCAUUCAGAAUCGGAGUCACUUUAAAAAAAUAUUUAAGAGAUCUAUAAAAAAACUUUAGAUACUUAAAUAGCUACAUAGUUGAAUUCAUCACUAUGUAGCAAUAUGAAUAAACUUCAAUUUUGGUAGCAUGGCUCCGUCAACAAGUUGAUACCAAUUGAAAGUUGAGGCACUGUCCUGUUGAAAUUUGCGAACACUACACGAUUUCUUGUCGAGGCCUUGGCGUCUGACUGUAAGCGAGUUAGGCCUGGCGCAUUCACUUAUUUAUCCAUUCAUUCAUACACACAUAUUCAUUCCUUUAUUCAUUCGUUCAUUUAUUUAUUCAUUCAUUUAUUUAUUCAUCCACCCUUUUAUCCAUCCAUUCAUCCCUCCAUGCAUUCAUUAAUUUAUUCAUUCGUUCUUUCAGUUAUUUGUUUAUUCGUUCAUCGCUUGAUUGAUUGAUUGACUCAUUCAUUCAUUGAUUCAGUCAUUCAUACAUUCGUUUCAUUCAUUCGUCCGUUCGUUCAUUCAUUCUCAUUCAUUCAAUUAUUUUUUUAAAUAUUUUAUUUGUUCAUCGCUUGAUUGAUUGAUUCAUUCAUUCAUUCAUUCAUUCAUACAUUCAUUUCAUUCAUUCAUACGUUCAUUUAUUCAUUCAUCCAUCCAUCCAUCCACCAAUCCAUCCACCUUCCCCAUCCAUUCAUUCAUCCUUCCAUUUAUGCAUUCUUUCAUUAGUUCAUAAUAUAUAAUUAUUUAUCUACCAUUUCACAAACUUUCAUUUUAUUUUUUUCAUACAUUCAUACAUAGAUAAUUUGUCGUGAAAGUAUAUAUAUACCAUGUUUGUCUACAGAAGAAACCUAAGUCCCUAAAACAAGUUUGGCUGAAUACGCCUGCGACACAUGAGGCGUUCGCCGCCUUUAUGAAAGAACUAAUUGUGCUGUACAUAUUUAUCUGAUUUAGAACUUAAUUCUAACUAUUUUUUCAUUUAGUAAAAAUCAUAGAUGUGCCAUUAGAUGACAUUAUCAGGAUAUUGUAUUCUUACAACCAAAGAGACAUAUAUGCAUAUUUUUCCUUAAAAGUAGAAUGUCGAUUUUGUUUUAAUUCCUUUUAAGAACAAUUUAUUUGUAGUUGAGAAUUAUUGUAAUAUAUAAUGAUCCAUACCUCAUGUUUUUCAUGUAAAAAACUUGGAAAUGUAUUGAUUUUUGUUUCCAGUCGUUCUUGUAACACAAAUUGUCAUAAAAAAUGUCUAUUUUAUUUUCCUGUGUGUCCGAUCAAAAAACAAAUCGUAAAUGAUUCCUGGGAGUUUUAAAGCGAUUUCUAAUCAUCAUGUCAUUAUAAUAUGUUCGGGGAUUGUGAUCAGAAUUUCUGAAAAUUAGCAAUACAAAAGUAAGAAACCGGUCCGUGAUUUCAAAAUUAAUACAAACACUGUCACCCCACAUUAUUUGUACUACUUUUUUUUUCUCUUUUAGCACCUUUUCACUAAAUGAAAUGUUCCAAUUUGCAUCAUUAUCAAAUAAUUCUCUUUCUGCAAAUCAUAAGUUUUUUUUCAUUCAGAAUAUAAUUUCUUGUCAAUCAUUUGAAAAAAUGAUCAUGUAUUGUGAAGUAAAUAAAUUUCUUGAUUGUCAAUAA